Pocillopora meandrina is the source of this 15244-nucleotide messenger RNA. The record is from the annotation of a GenBank genome assembly. NCBI's taxonomy places the organism in Eukaryota, Metazoa, Cnidaria, Anthozoa, Scleractinia, Pocilloporidae.
UUUGUCCACUCAGCUCGUCGUGAUGAGUUGGUGUCGGUUGUUAUCGUUGGUUGCAUGUCUUAACCUUGUUUAUGCCGGUGGCGAAUCCAGUCAUUCCUCGAUGACACCCGAGGAGAAAGGCGCGAUGAGGUUUGUUUGCCUCUUAAAGCCGCCAGUUUUGUAAGCCAGCCUUUUUGAAGGAAAUUAGAGUAAUAUUUCACUGUAUUUUUACAGGGAUAAAGUGUUGGAAAUGUUUCACCAUGCCUACAACUCUUACAUGGUUAGUAGUUAUUUCGAACACAACUACCUUUUGUUAGGCCUUAAAGAUCUAUGACGCAAACGGUCUCACACAUGUUACGAUUGCUAUACUACUUUAUUGCCCGACUAUAUUUCUUCGGGGGCUUCAAUCAAACGAGAGACUUGUUGUACAAUAUACCUAUUAUGCAUUGUUCGAGUUGUGCGUGUUAUUUUAUUCAUGACGUUUACUCUGAAACUUGCCUUCGUGCCUCUUAGAGUCGUUUUUAAAUGUUUGAGUAAUCGGGCGGCAUCAGCAGCGAAAUUCAAUAUGUCUUCGGCUUUUGUUACGAAAACCAUAGCGAUAUGGUAGAUAAGAAUCUAAAAGCGUCAUCUUAUAUAGUUAGAUAUUGGUAAACUGUUGUGACGGAAGUGAAAUUAAGUCGGUAGGUAUAUUGUUUAAAAUAUUUUGUUUUUUGGUCGUUUAUUAGUGAACAUGAUUUUAAACAGGUUAAGCAUCUAGAGUUGAGCUUAAUUCGAGAGUCAGCGCCUGAAUUCUAUUUUGAAUAAUUAAUUAACAGCUGGGCACAUAUUUAUUUUAUAUCCAAGGUAUUGUUGUUUUACGUUCAUUAAUGCUACAGUACAGUAACAUUUAUCUCAUUUUGAAUGUAGCAACAUGCAGAGUAAGUUGAGAACUGCACAAGAUCAUUCUGUUAAAAUUAUGUGAAUUUCGGAUAUAUUAUAUCAGUAUCUAAUUUGAUAUUUGUUUCAGAAAUGUUCCGAUUUCCCACAUCUCUGGUAGUUGAAUACUAUUUUUUGAAUGUACCAAUAUCCUACCAAGAUGUGGGCAAAAUCUUGAUGUGAUAUGAAAAAUAUCUUCAAUUAUGAAAGUUUCAAUGGAGAAAAUCCUUAUUGACAUUUUUUGGGAGGAGAAAACUCUAAGUUAUGGCAAAUUCACCGUGCUCAUCAGAAAAAAAAAGUGCUGCUGGCUGUAUUUAUGUGGCAAGAACUUUCACCUGUUCUGCUUAGAUGUCCUAGCUAUGUUAUAUUACUCUUGGUGGGCUCAGGGUUGUACUAAUUAUACCACUGAUUACCAUUAAGCUAAAUUUAAGUUAUAUAAGAGAUGGAUACUGCUGGUGUGGUCACCAACAUGGAACAAUUGCAAUCAAAAGAUGAAAUUAAAUGAGAUGGAAUAAACAACUAUGCAAAUAUAGAUAAAAAACAAGAAAUAUUUUCUGUUUGAUGCACAUGCAGCACUAUUUCCUUGAAAAAAUUAUUGUACUAUGGGACAAUAUGUCAAAUUUAAAAUGAAUUCAGAUUUAAAUGAAUUCACACAGGUUUCAUUUACGUUUUACUUUGGUCAAAGAUCAUGGUGAUGUAUCUGGAUCAGAAGGAAAUGAAAUUACUUUAAACCUACAACAUAUACUUGUAAACUUAUAGUGUUUGAGGAUUGAAAGUCCUCCAAAAGAGUUUUGUUGCCAUGCUGUCUUGACAGCAAGGUGUUUGUUCAGUGGUAAAUGUUUGUUACUUCACUAAAAAACUAACCUCAAGAGAUCAGCUGUUAACAAGAAAUUAAUCCUAGCUUUGUUGUUUAUACAUUGGCAGUUGAAAAGUUUUUAAACCACCGUUUUAUUGUGUAUUAUAAUUUUCUGUAAAGUUUUUCCAAAAACUGACGGCUUUGUUUAUAGGACACAGCUUUUUAGAUGAGGUUUGGUGAUGUUCUCUAUCAUAAAGAAAUUAUGAGAUUAUAAGUCCAUAUAAAUGUGUAUUUGAAAGUAAUCAACAUGCAAUCAAUUCAUAUGCUUUGGCAGAAUUUGCUAAUUUUAAUAUGGGUUACUUGUUCAUAAUGGGAAAUGAUUACUGCCCUUUGGUUGUAAGUGUUACAUGUGUUGUAAUGUAGAAUCCUGCUUUGUUAUUGCUCUUAGAACCAUGCAUAUCCUGCUGAUGAGCUUAUGCCACUUAGCUGCAAAGGUCGUAUAAGAGGUGUAGAUGCCAGUCGUGGGGAUGUUGACGAUGCUCUUGGAAAGUGAGUUCCUCUUUACAGUGUUUAUGUACUUCUUUUUUAUGUUGUGUUUUUUAAAAUUUUCAAGAAGUAAAUGCUAAUUUAAAUGUGUUGAUAAGAUAAAUUUGUUAAGAAAUCAUCAGAAAAAUUACCUUGAAUGACAAGCAAGGUGCUUUUCUAGCCUUGUCAUUCAUAAGAUCCCUCUAGAUCAGCCCAGUGGAAAACAAAUCUGCCAUUCAUUUAUAAAUAAAGGCAGGCUAGCUUUGUCACCAAGACCUUGUUAAAUUAAUGAGAUGCCUUUUCAGAUGAACACUCUAGCCUUGAAAGUGGGAUGAAAGUUAUUUCGUUAUACUAUCCUGGCUGGAAUUUCCUACAUUACAGUAGUUGGGGGUAUAUCUUAGCUAAAUAAUCACAUUGAAAUUUUUAGAUGAACAGGCAGAAUUUGUAUCACAAAGUGGAAGACAAAUAUGAAAAGGCAAUGAGAUGUUAUUUUCUAAUAAAACAUUUUGCCCUGUGAAUGUAGUUGAUAUUUUCCAGACAGCAGUUUAUUGAGUGGAUAGCAUUGUGUAGUGGUACGAAAAACAUUUUAGGUCAGCUAGAGCAAGGAUUAAUUACUGGUAGCUAUAACUAUGAUCAAUACAUUCUGUUACCUAACAGCCAGCCGAAAAAGUUAUAUUAUGUUUUCAUUAUUGUUUUGUCUUUAAGGUUUUCCUUGACAUUGAUUGACACUUUGGACACGUUAGCAGUAAGUUUCUUGUUCCAUUAUUUGUCUCCUUUAAUCUAAUUUUUUUCUGAAUUCUUUAUUUUUAAAUUUUUGUACAGUUGUUUCACCUCAAAUUUCUCUCUUUUUCAAGGUUUUAGGAGAAGUAGAGGAGUUUGAAAAGGCUGUAAGGCUUGUGGUCCAAGAUGUUUCAUUUGAUAAUGAUGUAGUAGUUUCAGUGUUUGAAACAAACAUAAGAGUUCUAGGGUAAGAAAGAUACUGUACAUAUAUAUAUGUUGAUCAUAUUCUUUCAUGAUUGGUAAAUCAUCAUUUCCUGAAUGAGUUGAUCAAAACAGAAAUGUGAGCUGUUAACCCUUUAAUUAAGUAUAAACAUUUGUCUCCACCUACACCUGUAGUAGACGAAGUCUUCCCUUACUCAAGUUUUUUACAGCCAAACAUCAGUGUUUAUAUUCCCUUUACUGUUCUCUGUACAUCUGGUUUGGUAUUGACAAGGAAAAAGGAAAAGAGAAAUAAGAUGCUUUGCACAAUUACAGGCACUUUGAGUCAGUCCCUCAAAUUUGACCUUCUUACUGCAAAUAAGAUAACUCUAGCAAACAGGGAGCUUGCCAAUUAAUUGUGUUUAUUUUUGUGCAGGGGUCUCCUUGGAGGUCACUUUGCUGCAAUGGCAUUGCAGAAUUCAGGAAAAGGCAUGUUGUGGUAUAACAAUGAACUGGUGGAUAUGGCAAAGGAAAUUGGCUAUCGGCUACUUCCAGCUUUCAAUACCUCAACUGGAAUACCUUAUCCACGAGUAAGUUACAUUCCAAUCAUUAUUCAAAGUAAUUUGUGUCCAUGAGAUAGUGUUAUUACAAUCCAAAAAACUUAAUGAGAAUCUUUUAAAGAUAAAAUUGCUACAGCUGUAAAUAACAAUAGAAGGUAUGAUAAUUGGUACUACAGAGGAUUCCAUUGAUCUUGAAGCUUUUAGGAUGGGGUUUAGUGAAGGGCAAAUAAGCAAUACAUGUUGCUUACAUUAAUAUGUAAACAAUAGCCUCUUUUUGGCAUGAAAUCAUGCAUGGAUGUUUGCCUGCAGACAUUAUCUGUUCCUAGAUGUGAAAAAUUUUCCAAGAGUAAAGCUCAAGGAAAACUGUGAGCUUUGAGGAGCAGAUGAUGUCUAAGGACAGAGAUACAAGCAUAUUUUUGUGCAAAAUAAGGGCUAUUGAGUUUAUUAUCAUUCAAAUAUUUUGCAACACGCAUGUCUGUUGAUUUCUUGUUACAUAUCUACAGGUAAACCUGAGGUAUGGCAUCCAUCAUCCAUCAUCAGGGACAGGCAGUGAGUCAGACACUUGCACAGCCUGUGCUGGAACAAUGAUCAUGGAGUUUGGUGCUCUGUCUAGAGUCACAGGGGAUCCAAUAUUUGAGGUGUGAAUUUAAUAUAUCCCUUUUAAGUUUGGCUUGAUGAAAUUGUGUUGAACAAAAUAAUCUGAAAUUCAUAUAGAAAGAAAAUCAGUUCUCAAAUAAAUUUGAUGAAGUUAAUUUGUAAGAAUUUAAAUCAGUUUUAAGAAACAUCAACCUAAAAAUGAAAUGAAAAAAAUUGGUUCUUUCAAAUUGAAGAUACACACACACCUCUUCAUCUAGAUGAAGAUGUAGCAUGUGAUUUUAGGAACAGCUGUUUUGUAUUGAUAAGUGACACUUGAGUCUCCAUUUUCUGGUUCAACAGCAAAAGGCCCAGAAAGCUAUGGAAGCAAUCUGGAUCCAUCGCAGUCGAGCAAGUGAUCUAGUGGGUACUGUUAUCAACAUUCAUAAUGGCGACUGGGUUCGAAGAGGUAACUUUCAAUUCAUGUGCUGUAAAUAAAAUUAUGACUCAACAGUGCCGAAAAGAUCUUUUGUAAGGUAAUUUUUCAGGUAUGUCUAGAAGCAACAUAAAUUAUCCACACAUCACCUUUUUUUAAUAUGUUUUAAAACUAAUCUAGCAAACCAAUCUCUUCCUGUUGCACCAUUGCCCUUGGUUUUUUUACUUGUAGUGAUAUAGUCCAGCCCUUUCAAUUUGUUUAACUGUUGAUAAAAUUUUGAAACCAUCUUGUUUCUCAUACUGCACAUGGUGUUAUUUUUUCUUUACAGCCAGUUACUUUGUUCUUAUUUUCUACUUGAUUUUUUUUUCUUCACAAACAGACAGUAGUGUUGGUGCUGGUAUUGACUCAUAUUAUGAGUACUGUUUGAAAGCUUACAUACUCCUGGGAGAUGACAGAUACCUGGAGAGGUUUAACAGGGUUUGUGAGACACAUUUGAAUAGUUCUUUUUUUUCUUCUUUUUUUUACCUACUGAUAACAAAAGUUUAGGUCAAUGGAAAGUAUUGAAAGAGUGAUGAUUUUGGAUUGUUAAAUAAGUCAAUAUUAGGGUUAGGAAGAAAUUGCAGUGCUACAUUGGUGGGGGAAGGGGGGUGUUACAAGCUGAAUUGGUUUUAUCAACUGAUUUGAUGUAAAUUGGCCACAGUUAAGACUAUCUAAAGCUUAUGUUUUAAGCAUUAGCCCUUUGUCAGAUUGGUAAAGUCAAUAUUUAGUCCUGCUGUGAUGAGGUAAACUGCAUUAUUGUUCCAAAUUUUGAACUGGUAUGUUUGGAUUUGAUUUGAAAGAGCAUGCUGUUAUAUUUAUUUUAAUUACCUGUGUGUACAUAUUGUCGUGUGUAAAAUAGUUUAGAUGAUCAAAGCCUUUGACAAUAUCUUUCAAUUAAACAAAAUGACUUUAAAAAGUGAGAGAUUCUUUUUGAGUGACUUGUGCUUUUUAAUUUUUUUUCCAACAGCAUUACAAGUCAAUAAUGCAAUACAUCAAUCAAGGGCCACUGUUCUUAAGUGUUCAGAUGCAUCAACCUGACAGAACAGCACAUGCUUACAUGGAUGCAUUGCAAGCAUUCUGGCCUGGACUUCAGGUAACCUUUCACCCAAUAAGACUGAUUGUUACUUUAGGUUAAUUGUUUGCAAUGAUCAUUUCAAGGAAAUCUGCUUCCUGUGAAGUUGUUUUUUCACUAGAAAUAUGAUUAUUGAAUUGUAAUUUCAAGGUUUAGUGGGGCUGUAACAAUUUUUUUUGUCUAAAAUCUUCUUUCAGGUACUAAAAGGUGACCUUAAGAAGGCCAUUGAAACACAUCAGAUGUUGUAUGAAGUCUCAAAGAAGCACACCUUUCUACCAGAGGUACAUAUACAUGCACAAACAAAGAUAUAAACACACUGAAUCUUAUUUCAGGUUUGUUGUAAUUUUGUUCCCCCAUCAUACAUUUUCUUUGCCAGGCAUUUACGACAGAUUUUGAGGUUCACUGGGGGCAGCAUCCUCUCAGACCUGAGCUUGUAGAAAGCACCUACUUCUUGUAUGAGGUAAGACACUGUUGGUAUAAAGGAGAAACAAACGUUUGGUUUCUUUUCUUAAAAUUCUUCUUUCACUAAGUUCAAGGGGAAAUGGAAGAGAGGGAAGGUUGUAUUGUGAUGUUUCAUAUUAGUUGCGUUCUUCUGGAUCAGUGAGGCCAUUGAAAAAAAAUAUUAAACAAAAAAAGCAUGUACUAUGAUUAAUGCAAUAACAAGUUAACAAAUAUAAGAUAGAAAAAAUGUAUUGUAACGUUUAAACUUUGCUAUAGGCCACAGGAGACCCAUAUUACCUUGAGGUUGGAAAGAAUAUAGUGGGGAAGAUCAAUGAACAUGCCAGGGUUCCCUGUGGUUUUGCUGCUCUUCGAGAUGUCAGGACAUUGAGCCAUGAAGACAGGUGAAUUGAAUGUGCUUGAUAAAUGGCUCUUAAAUCAUGUUAUGUGUGUCCUUGGAGCGCUUUCAAUAACUACUUAGAACUCUUAGGAACAGGGCCUGAGGCUUGAAGAUAAAAGUGCAUGUUCCAGCAUUAAAAAUCCUAUUGCCCUAUUCAGGACCCACCAUCCUCUUACUGGAGAAUCCUGUUACACUCAUAUCUUACCAGUUUAUUGUAUUGAAAUAAUUUAAACAAGCAAACAUUUCAAAUAACACAAUAAUUUUGCCAUGUUUUUUUCUCUAGGAUGGACUCGUUUGUUCUUGCAGAGACGUUCAAAUACUUGUUCUUAUUGUUCAGUGAAAAAGAAGAUCUUGUUUUCAAUAUGAACCAGUUCAUUUUUACAACCGAGGCACAUAUCUUGCCUCUUAGUUUGUCCACUAUGGCUGUGAAUACAUCAGCAUCGCAGGUAAACGCAACUUGUAGUUAGAAAGAAGGAAAUACCAAUGAGAGGCGAUGAGAACUCAAAAGUGCCUAAAGGGAAAACGUGUGAAAAUGCGAGAAAACGCGAGCGCCAAGUCGUGAUUGAUUUUAAUUUUGCAUCUGGUUGGGAGAGUGGUGCGAUUUUUCUGGACCAAUCACAGUACGAAGUAAAGCAAAAACACGCAAUCUCGUAUCAUCUUCGACGCAUAAUUGAAAAUUGUUCCGAGAGUGAUGAUCUUAGGUUGCUCAGAAGGCUGUUCUGAAUCAAAGUGAAAGAGGGGCUUUUGAUAGUGUAGGCUCCUUUGAUGAUUUAAUGAAAAGCGACCUUUGCAAUCCCUUUAAAAAAAGCACAAACACAAGUUAAAAUCAAGCACGGAGGAGUAGUUUUAUUGUUAAGAUUUCUGUUGCUUCAAGUUGGUAGUCUACAGUCAAGCUUACAUGUGUUGGUGUCACAAUAAAAGCUAACAGAGCUAAUGUUAGCUAACGUUUGCCUUGAGGCAGAGGUGACCUCCUGUUAGGCUGUACCAUUAGAUAGCCUUCCUUACAAAGUAACUUACUCUGGAACUUACUCCUGGAGUAACUUACUCUUGCAAGGCUUUCAACUUGAUGUCGAAAGUUAUGUUGGAUUGCGGUAGCUCUGCUUUGCUAAACGAUGUAAUUGGUCUAGAAAAAGUGCACCACCCUUUCAAUCAAUCAGAUGAAAAAACCAAAACAAGUCAUGACGCUUGAGCUUGGUCCCUUUGAGUUCUCACUUGCUUCAUUCUUUGAUAUGAUUUUGCGACUUUCAAAGUAGAAAAAUGUUUGUGAAAAAAGUGCAAGCCUUUCAUGAGGCGAAUCCUUCUCCUAAUUUUUUUUGCAGGCUCUGAAAUGAAACUGGUUUGUCGACCGGCUUUUUGUUUUGUGACCUGAAGAUUUUUGUCUUCUUUCGCAGGAACUGAAGUACAAUCUUACCAUCAGCUCAGACAAUGAGCAUGAGUACACAUGUCCUGCUACGCAACACAAGCAAGGUUCAAAUGUUAAGUUUGCCGAGGAGGUGCGACGCAACAGCAGGGCUCAAGCGCAGGGAAGCUGCCCAAAUAGGAAACCGCAGCAGGCUUUUGCUUUCAGCUCGAACAAGUAAGUGAUUUGGUUUUUAAAACCGUUGCAUUCAUGGCUCUUUUUUACAUCAGUUGGGAGUGGAAGACACAGCUCCACAGCAGUUGGCGCACCGGGCCCAGUUUUUUUAACCCUUAAACCCCUAAGAGUGACUAGCAUCUAAUUUCUCCUUACAAUAUCACUCCCAAAAUCACACAUUAAGGUUACAAGAAAAAAGGAAAUGAUCAGCAAUGAUAGGAGCUCUAGAUUGUUAAACAAAUUCUCCUUGUCAGCGCUUUAGCUUUAGCUGUCUACUGAUGUUAGGGAGUAAAGGAUUAAAGGACGGAUAACGCUAUGCAACGGUUAAAUCGCUUUCUAGCAGAUAGAUGUUAACAAAACGUUCUUCGCCAUCCAUCGGAUAAAAAUUGAAUCAGUUGAUAGCGAUCCACCCUUUGAACAACCGGGGCCUGGACUUCAGAUUAAGAGGGCUGGGUUCGAGUCCUGGUUGGGUAGUUGUGUUUUGACCUUGAGCCUAGCGCAUCACUCUCUCAGUGUCUAUCUACGCCCAAGGGUGACAAUACUCCUGUUCUGUUUAUGCCACAGAAAAUGAGAUAUGCUCUGUUAGUUAUUGCUCUCUUGGUCCGUAAGACUGAACCAUGCAACAGUUGUCGUCACUUGUCUCGGGACAGUACAGGCAGAGUGUAAAAAGUGAAAUGUCUCUCAUAUCGCAAGACAAUUUACUAUAUUUACAUACCUUUAUUAUCACCGUCCGUAAUUCGUGGGCAUGCAUAACAUCUUCUUUUCUACUACUGGGUUUUUGUUAGAAACAAAUUAAAGGAAGUUUGAACUCUUGAAGUUUGAAUGUGUUCUUGUUUUUCAUCCUAUUUGAUAUCAUAAUGGAAUCUUUCUGUUUUGUUUUUGUUUUUUUUUUCAGGCCUCCAAGGUUGAGAGCCGAACAAUUUGUUCCAGGAAAUCAAGAGCACAUUAACGUACUCAAGGCCAUGGGUAUCACUGUAAUUCAAACCAAAGAUGGCAGAAUAAAACUUAUGCAAACUGCUUCAACGGUAAGAUUUGAAGUCUAGUUGCGCCACUAACGUUGAAAUCGAACUGCUCCAAAGGUCAGUGACCUAAUGUAUCACAACGUGGUCGCGAAGUCACAGAGUCAAAUCCUUCGGAAAUUCACCCAAAUUUUUGUCAGACUUCUUUAAGUCUUCCUUACUAAGUUACUGACAGGGAGAAUUUGUUUAACAAUCAAGAGCCUCCUUAGUUGAUAAUCUUUCCCUUUAUUCUCAUGACCUUAAUAUGUGAUUCAGGAGUUAUAUUGUAGAGAGAAAUUAGAUUCUAGUCACUCUUUCUUAGGGUUUAAAGGAUGAACACUGGACAAGAUUGCGUAAUAAUUCACUGCGAAGAUCAAUCAAUCUUUUUAACAAGUCGUGUUGACGCUAAGACCUAAGGCCUGCGACAGUCUUAAGCAAACAACGUAGCAUACUAAUCGGCCACGGGGAGCACUCAAAUAUGUUUCAUAUUGCCGCUUGUCGUAAAGUAAUCGCGUGUUGUUUCUCUUUUCUCUGUGGCCAGGCUGAGUCAGAUCGUGAUGCAGAAGAUGGCAUCAAGUUCAUGCAAGAGAUGAUUGAAUUGGCAAAACAACGAAAUGAUGAGUCAGGUAUUACCAAUUAUUUACUAAUUUUUUUUGUGUGUAUGUGUGUUUGUGUGAAUCUAUGAAAGGGGGUGUGUAGGAAAAUGGAAACAGUAUCCUAGGGUCAUUAGGAAAUUAGCGCUGUGCAAGUUGAUAUGAAAUAGCCAAUGAGUAAAAACUUACCUACCACCAAUAAAUCGCUGUACAAAGAGUUCCUGAAAUGUACACGGUGUUACAACUCUAAGUCCUGAGUGUUUACUACUUGUGACUCAAUUCAAUUUAGGUAUUUUUCAAUAAUUUCGGCUAUCGUUCAUCUUUAGCUGUUCAAGAAAAGCCUCGUGUGGUUCAGCUUAUGUCUGCUCCUUACAAAGGAGAUGUUGUUCUCAACGCUUGUCCAGCGCACUUUGGUCUGGAUCUGAGCAAAGGAGAUGUAGGGGUGAGUACCCGGCACGUCUGUGAUGUUACUGUUCUUUUUUCCUCAGUCUUGAGGGCUUCGUAAAUUCCAGUUACUUUGCUGAAAGAGUGGAUAACUUUUGGCGGAUUAAGAGAGGGGAGGGCACGGGGAAAAGGGACAAGAGAUGGUGGGGGACCACUGGGGGGACAGAGGGAUUCCCCACUAAUAAUGGAAUUUUUUUAAGUGAAGAAAAAAAGUGACUUAGUGGAGCCCCGCUUCUGGGUUUGGCUAUAUCUUUUAUGAGAGUUUUUCUCUGGCAACCUUCUUUUGAGUUGUUGUUAGGGUUUCGUUUGUUAGAGGAAGGCUGUGCUUUAUUUUGGCGCCUCUUUUCUUAAUUCUUUGGACCCAAUUGUGUAAUGUUCACUUGCCAACAUAUCCCUACAGAAAAUAGUGUGUCCGUAGUUUAGUAAGAAUUGAACGGUUCAAACUUCCUUUUCCAUGGUUAAAUCACCAGUAGGCGAAGAUUGUUCUAUAGGAACAAACCGCCGCCAGGGUGUUUUUUGGAGUACGCCUCAUGAAUGAAAUAUAUGUACAUUGUUGAAACUUUUCCUUGUAUUCCAGAAACUAAUCCUACAACUCAGUCCAUACACUAACAACAAAGCUGAUAGAUACGGUUUAUAAACUAUCCCUAUGGAAUUAAGGUAGCAUUGUUUCUAUUUUGUUUCAGAUGGGUGCAGAGGUUUCUAUAGCUGAGCCUAUCAAGGCAUGUUCUUCUGUUUCAAAUGCAGAGGAACUGAAGCAUAGAAUUGCUAUUAUGGAAAGGGGCGAAUGCAUGUUCAUCGAUAAGGUACGAGGCAAAUAAACGUGAACGAGCAGUGGCUGUUUUGCUACUGAUUUCCCCAGCUAUGUAGGCAGAUGUCUCCUUCUUUGUCGUCACGUAACAUUUUUUUUUUCUUUUCACAAACGAAAUUCCGUUGCGUGAUGCACAUGUCUAUAGCCACCGGGCCCAACGAACAGGGAUGAUGAUUGUUUCUUGUGAGUAGUUCCUCGAGCUUCUUCUCCAGUCACGAUAGUCAGGCAUGCGUGUGAGAGGGCGUGAACAGAAACUACGGGGACAGAGAGGGAAAAUCCAAGCUUUGCCUGGGACAUAUUGAGAUCACCAAUAUUACUUUUAGCUUUAAAGAGGAACAGAAUUCCUUUUCCUUAGAUGUCCUCACUGUGAAUUGUUGAUUUCCCAAGUCGUUUUCUGUUUUCAUUGUCUUUUCUCCUGAAAAGGAGGAGCUAUAAACCAUGGAAAACGCCUUCUAAGGUUUCACGCUGUUAAUUAUUGUUACUUUUCUUGUUUUGUUGGCAGGCUCGGCAUGCUGAGGCCGCCGGGGCAGUUGGUGUGAUCAUCGUUGGUAAGAUCUGUCCCCAAAAGACUUAAAAGAUCACUGUAACUUUAAUGAAAUCGUCUCGAAUUGAACAAACAGAUAAGAUAAAAACCCGGAGCACUAUGUUGUCUUGUUAAUCGAUAUUUUUCUAUGAAAUGAAGGCAAGUCAUUAGAUUCUUUUGAUCACAUAUAUUUAUUCCAGAGUACACCUUUAAUAAAGCUUCUAGACUGGAAUCAAGAUGACAUAGUUCCAGGACACAGUACCAUGUAGUUUUGUUUCCAUUGGUAGAUCGAUUCUUAACCCUUCAACUCCCAGAUUAGAUUUGUAACUUUCCAUACUGUCAGCCUUACAAUUCUUUUAAUGUUAGUUCAGAGAAUUAAGUAUUGGAUCAAUUAAUAACCCCCCAAAUUGAUCUUUUUUUCUUAAUUCUCAUCACUUAUCUGGUUGAUAUUGUACAGUUAUUACAAGGAGAAAUUAUUUGUUGGUCACUCAUGGGAGUUAAAGGGUUAAUGUAACCUUCGAAAUCAGUUAGUUUGAGGGUGUUACAUUUCGAGCUCGGCCAGACGUUUGAGCUACACGAAGAACAAAUAUCAAGAGGGCUAAACGAGAUAGACAGGGGAGAGUUUCUUUUCUGUAUCGUGCUUUCGUGGCUCGAGAGCAUGGAUUCAUUCGUAUCUUUUCGUUAGACCCCUCAAACCUUGUGCGUCAUUGGCAACGGCCCAAUCCUUGUGAUUGAACUAACCAGUAACUUUUUGCCACAGAUAAUAACGAAGGUAGCUCGAGUGAUACACAACCAAUAUUUGCCAUGGCUGGUGAUGGUUCCGACAAUGACGUGAAAAUACCAGCCGUGCUUCUGUUCAGCGAGGAAGGACGCAUACUAAAGAACGCCAUAGCUGCAAUGGAGGACUUAAAUCAACGGCUUACGGUCCGUUUGGCUUCUAAAGCCACUGGAAAACCAGGUAUGACGCUGUUGAUCUUUUUUUUCUUCGUUUCACUUGUUCAGGAGUUUUUAUAAAAGCGACCACCGAUGGUCUACAGCUGCCUAUAAGUACCUCUUACCGUCGUCUGUUUAGCUUGCGAGCAGGAUCUCGUGUUUGGGUAAAAGGGUUAAAUUUCUAAAGAAACUGUGGUGCUGCGUCGAUGGGGGGUGUUACAAGAUAAUUUGGUUGGAUCAAUAUCAGUAUCUGGGCAACUGCCCACCUACCCCUCCCCUAACCCAACAUUAAUCCUAACUUGUUAUCAAUAGGCUGUUGUUGGGUUAGGGGAGGGGUAGAUGGGCAGUUGCCCAGAUACUGAUAUUGAUCCAUUUGGUUUUUAUCAACUGAGUUGAGGAUCUAAAUUGGCUAACGUAAAGAGUUUCUAAAGCUAUUAUUUCGUGCGUUAGCCCAUUGUUAGAGCUAAUAGAGGAAUUGUAGGUUGUAUGUGGUUUAUAUACAAAAAAAGAUUGAGUCACGCUAUUGGUAGGUAACGUGAAAAGCCUAUAUUAGAACUGGUUCCAAAUUUUAUUUUAUUUUGUUCUUGAUCACAGCUAAGGAAGAGGCUCUAACUGCCGGACAAGCUGACGUGCCGUCAACUACACAAGAAAAAUCAGAGAGCACAGAGUCUGUCAGUGAGGAAGAAAGUCCACCUCCAAGUGACGAUAUUAAAAUUCAAUUAUCUGAGGAAAGUAAAGAAGUUCACGGUAGUAAUACAGAACAAAUCGAGGCCUCACAAGGUAUGGAAUCACAUCAGAAAGCUGAAGACGGCAAGGAAUCGACAACAUCAGAAAAUUCUGACCCGCCCAAUAGCGAGACACCGCAAAAUCCGGCUGUUGUGUCAGUGGGACAAGACGAAGUGUUUUGUGCCGCUACCGGCAAACCUUGUGCCAUACCAAACCAAACUCACGAACCAAGCGUUGAUUCAGCAAUUCUGGCUGAAACUUCAAAUAGCGACAGUUCAAAUUCUGAAACAAGCACGCUUUCUGAGAAUACUGACGUCGACAGUGGAGGUGAAACAAAUAGCGAGGCAAUUCAAUCGAGUAAAAACACAGACGCUGAACUAAAAAAUGAGCCAAGCGCAGAUGUAGCAGAAAAUACGAGCGAUGAAAACGUUCUUGACGCUGCUUCCAAAAGGACUUGAAUCUCAAAAUUACUUUUAUUAAUCAAUAAUAAUAUACUCAGGUGCUUCAGUCUGACGUCAUAUAAGAACCCUUGGGUUGUCCAGGGGUGAGAAGAAACAGCUGACUCUGGUGCAGACUUGCAUCCAAAUUAAUCAGGAAUUUUUUGUGGUUUUGCCGCAACUUUUUAUUCCUCUUAUUCAAGUACCAAACUCUUCUUGGUUUGAGCCAGCAUUCAGUCUUAGAAAGUAAGCAAAGUGGAAAUGACGUCAUAGUGCAAGCCCUGCUAUAGCAGAGCAAAUGAUGGGUCGAUGUGAAACUAGACUAGAACUAUCGGGGAAAUAUUCGUAUCUGAGAAGUUUCCGUUAUUUAUUGUCCAGUCGACAAACCUUUUCUAGCUAAAUGCGUAAGUAUCGCCCUAUUCGCGCUGUGAUCAGGCGUUGUAGCGGAUCGCAGGUGUCUACCUGUCACCUCCAAUCCAAUACCAUUUACUCGAGCUAAAAAACGCACCAAAAAAGCCAGAUUGCAGGUCUCUUAAAAACAUCCUCAGCCUUACGUUAAUUUUAGGGACAGUCUUGACCCUGGCGGUUACGAAACUGAAAUAAUUACACUCACGAAGAUCCUAUUUUGAAUGUACAGAACGGUACGAUAACAGGGAAGGGGUUGGGGUACAUAGCGACUGUUAACAUUUUGUUAUCGCUGGGGUUGUAGAAGGAGUUGGUUAUAUGCUAGCAAAACAAACGACUCUGAGGGACAAAUUUAUAGUUUCAACGUUCUAACAUUCAAUAAGACAGGAUCAUAUCUUGCUUUUAACAUUUUCGCUCCAGAAAUGACUGUAAAGGAAUUUUCCCUCACAGUAUUCAUACAUUUUAAAGGGGAAAGUUGAUGAGAAGAAAGGAGAAUAUUCACAGGGCUGAAAUGUUUGGAAAUGUAAAGUAGACAGGGUGGGGAAUUAAAACUUAGUCCUUGGGAGUGAAAGGGUGACAUUUUAACUGCUCUUAAAGCCACAUGUGAUGUAAUUGUAAAUAUUUAUAUAGAUAGCUUUAAUUUUCGAAUUUAGUACCUUGGCAUAAUAUACAGUUGAGAGGCUAACUGAAAUGUUUAUUUACCUAUGAUUUAGGAAUUGUUUUAACCAUUAAAAUCAGUCAAUGUUUUUUGCCAAUCAAAUGGCUUUGACGACCGUCUGUUUUAUUUCGCCUAAAUUUUAAAGACUGAUUUUGGUUUCAAUUGUUGCAGACAUCGGUAGGCAGUGUGGCUUGGCGCGCGCGCGGGGGUGGGGAAUAUUGUAUUGUUAAGUUGUAGAACCCUACAGCGCCUGAUGUGGGUAAGUGUUGCGAAAUCUUUAAUAUUUUAGCAGUUUAGCCAGGAGAUUAAUCACUGUAAAUAUGGAUAUUAGCAGUGGAACUGUAUGGAAGAUAGAUAGAAAAUAUUGCGUGGACUGACUGGCCAACACCAUCACUUACACAAGGUUCAAUGCAUUAAGGAUCAAAAAGAGGACGUAAUUAUAUUUUAUUGGUGAAUCCUCAGGAGAAGUAAGAGGAUGUGACCAACGCGAUGGAC